AUGACGGAGUACCAAAGAUGAGGCCAAACGGUGGCGUUAACAUUAUUAGGACCACCACCUGAACCUCUCACGUUGGAUGUUCAAGAAAUUUUACAAAUGCGAGCUCAUGAAAGCAAACCAGUUAUCACUGAACCUACAUUUAUUGAGAACGAGCGAAAAGAAGAAUGGAAACGAAAACGUGUGAAAAUUAUUAGGCAAAUGUUAGAAGAGGAACGUCGACAUGUUGAA
This is a messenger RNA of Acanthocheilonema viteae, 228 nucleotides long. Lineage: Eukaryota; Metazoa; Nematoda; Chromadorea; Rhabditida; Onchocercidae. The record is from the annotation of a GenBank genome assembly.